Orycteropus afer afer is the source of this 2337-nucleotide messenger RNA. RefSeq names its product melanotransferrin (gene MELTF). The record is from RefSeq and is a predicted model, not a curated record. Lineage: Eukaryota; Metazoa; Chordata; Mammalia; Tubulidentata; Orycteropodidae. Gene Ontology annotation, cellular component: recycling endosome; early endosome; extracellular region. Gene Ontology annotation, biological process: iron ion transport.
CACUUAAGUAGCUGCCAGCCAGUGUGAGGGAUAAAGGAGGGAGAACGUCCAGCUAUUGCUGACCUACUUGGACCCGAACCCCCACCCGACCCGGCCCAGCCAGCCCAAGCCUGCGCCAUGCGGGGCCCCAGCGCGGCUUUAUGGUUUUUCCUGACUCUGCGCACCGUGCUCGGCCAGAUGGAGGUACGGUGGUGCACCACCUCGGAUCCUGAGCAGCAGAAAUGCAACGACAUGAGCAAGGCCUUCCAGGAAGCAGGCAUCCGGCCCUCCCUCCUCUGCGUCCAGGGCAUCUCGGCUGACCACUGUGUCCAGCUCAUCACGGCCCAGGAGGCUGAUGCCAUCACUCUGGAUGGAGGAGCCAUUUAUGAGGCAGGAAAGGAGCAUGGCCUGAAGCCAGUGGUGGGCGAAGUGUACGAUCAAGAGGUUGGUACCUCCUAUUAUGCUGUGGCUGUGGUCAAGAGAAGCUCCCCCGUGACCAUUAACACCCUGAAAGGCGUGAAGUCCUGCCACACAGGCAUCAACCGGACAGUGGGCUGGAAUGUGCCGGUGGGCUACCUGGUGGAGAGUGGCCGCCUUUCAGUGAUGGGCUGUGAUGUGCUCAAAGCCGUCAGUGACUAUUUUGGCGGCAGCUGCGUCCCUGGGGCAGGAGAGACCAGUUACUCGGAGUCCCUCUGCCGUCUGUGCCGGGGUGACACUGCUGGGGAGGGCGUGUGUGACAAGAGCCCCCUGGAGCGAUACUACGACUACAGCGGGGCCUUCCGGUGCCUGGCCGAAGGGGCAGGGGAUGUGGCCUUUGUGAAGCACAGCACGGUGCUGGAGAACACUGACGGGAAAACCCUGCCCUCCUGGGGCCAGGAGCUGCUGUCACGGGACUUUGAGCUGCUGUGCCUAGAUGGCAGUAGGGCCGAUGUCACUGAGUGGAGGCAGUGCCACCUGGCGCGGGUGCCUGCUCACGCCGUGGUGAUCCGGGCUGACAUGGACGGGGGCCUCAUCUUCCGGCUGCUCAAUGAAGGCCAGCGUCUGUUCAGCCAUGAGGGCAGCAGCUUCCAGAUGUUCAGCUCUGAGGCCUAUGGCCAGAAGAACCUGCUGUUCAAAGACAUCACCUCAGAGCUGGUGCCUAUCGCCACACAGACCUAUGAAGCAUGGCUAGGCCGCGAGUACCUGCAUGCCAUGAAAGGGCUCCUCUGUGACCCCAACCGGCUGCCACAGUACCUGCGCUGGUGCGUGCUGUCCACUCCCGAGAUCCAGAAGUGUGGAGACAUGGCUGUGGCCUUUAACCGGCAGAGGCUCAAGCCAGAGAUCCAGUGCGUGUCGGCCAAUUCCCCCCAGCACUGCAUGGAACUUAUCCAGGCUGAGAAAAUCGAUGCUGUGACCCUGAGGGGAGAAGACAUUUACAAAGCCGGGAAGAUGUAUGGCCUGGUUCCAGCUGCUGGGGAGCGGUAUGCUGCGGAGGACCGAAGUAACUCGUAUUUUGUGGUGGCCCUGGUGAAGCGGAACAGCUCCUACGCCUUCACCAUGGAUGAGCUCCGGGGCAAGCGCUCCUGCCACCCUGCCUUGGGCAGCCCUGCAGGCUGGGACGUCCCUGUAGGUGCCCUCAUCCAGAAGGGCUUCAUCCGGCCCAAGGACUGCGAUGUCCUCACAGCGGUUAGUGAGUUCUUCAGUGCCAGCUGCGUGCCCGUGAACAACUAUGAGAACUACCCAUCCUCGCUGUGUGAGCUCUGUGUAGGUGACGAGCAGGGUCGCAACAAGUGUGUGGGCAACAGUCAGGAGAGGUACUACAGCUACAGCGGUGCCUUCAGGUGCCUCGUGGAGAAUGCUGGGGACGUCGCCUUCGUCAAGCACACAACUGUCUUUGACAACACAAAUGGCCACAAUCCUGAGCCCUGGGCUGCAGAACUCAAGUCUGAGGACUAUGAGCUGCUGUGCCCCAAUGGGGCUCGGGCCGAGGUGUCCCAGUUUGCAGACUGCAACCUGGCACAGAUGCCGUCCCACGCCGUCAUGGUUCGGCCUGACACCAACAUCUUCACUGUGUAUGGACUGCUGGAUAAGGCCCAGGACCUGUUUGGAGAUGACCACAAUAAGAAUGGGUUCAAAAUGUUUGACUCCUCGGACUAUCAUGGCCAAGACCUACUUUUCAAAGAUGCCACCAUCCAAGCAGUGCCCGUAGGGGAGAAAACCACAUACCAAGACUGGCUGGGCCUCGACUACGUGGUGUCCCUGGAAGGGAUGCUGUCUCAACAGUGCUCCCCGGUCACCACCUCCGGGGUGUCCCUGCUGCUGCUGCUGCUGUUGUUGCCACUGUCCCUCACCGCUGGCCUCCUGCAGCCCUUCCUCUGA